AUGAAGAACAAGAUCUAUCAGACUUUUGACGAGGCAGUGGCCGACGUUCCCGACGGCUCAGUGUUCAUGUCUCCAGGGUUCAGUGGCGUGGGUGUACCUCGCAACUUGCUGGCAGCCCUGCAUCGCCAAGGCGCCAAGGGACUUACCGGUAUAUCCAAUAAUUGCGGGAGCCUUGACGAGAAAGUAGACGUGGGCACGUUGAUCGAGGCCGGCCAGGUCAAGAAGAUGUAUGCUGCCUUCACGUCUCCGACGCAUCCCUCCCAGAUAAGUCCAUUUGUGCGCAUGUACAACGAUGGGGAAAUCGAAGCUGAAACGGUUCCCCAGGGGACCCUGGCCGAGCGCAUUAGGGCUGCCGCUUCCGGCAUUGGCGCCUUUUAUACUCCGGCCAGCGUGGGGACUGAAUUGGCAGAAGGGAAGGAACAUCGAGAGAUUAAUGGCCGCACCUACGUUCUCGAGACUCCUCUCCAUGCCGAUUAUGCUUUGAUCCGGGCAUUUAGGGCAGAUACGUUCGGCAAUUUACAAUUCCGGCUGACCCAGCGAAACUUCAACCCAAUUAUGGCCAUGGCGGCGCGGGUCACCAUUGUUGAAGUGGAGGACGAUAUCGUCCCGGUUGGGGAACUUGACCCCGACAAGGUUCACGUUCCAGGCGUAUACGUAAAUAGGCUGGUCAAGAUUCCGCCUGACGGCAUUUUUGACUAG
Geodia barretti is the source of this 699-nucleotide messenger RNA. The record is from the annotation of a GenBank genome assembly. NCBI's taxonomy places the organism in Eukaryota, Metazoa, Porifera, Demospongiae, Tetractinellida, Geodiidae.